AUGAAUAGAUUGCCACUUUAUAAUCUUCCAUCUUCAACUGAAUCGAGGAAUACAUUGUCAAGAACAGACUCUCAUCUGAAGUUUAGUUUUGUUAGUCAUUCGUAGCUGUAGAAAAGGAAAGCUAAAUGCGUAUUUAGAAAAAUAAGUAGAAAAUUAAUCCAUGCAAUGAAUUUUGUGAAGGAACUUCGAUCAUAUGCUGAAUAAUUGAAAUCAUAGCACAUGGAAUACAAAUAUCGGCAUCGCAACUUUUUUCCAUUGUAUCCAGAUGAUAAGAUAUAUAUCUUUUGGAUAGUUUUUAUAAAAGGAUUGCAUUGCAUAGCUUCAAUAAUAUUGCCUUUUCAGGGAGUUGGAACAUUAUUGACCUAAAUCAUAUCUUCAAUAUUUGCAAUAGAUAUCUUAUUUAACUUCAUCAGUUGCCACAUCGAUGAACAUAACACGCUUUUACAUACUUUUGAUAAGAUCAUUCCCUAUUACAUAAAAGGAUGGUUUAUAGUUGAUUUACUAUCUAUAAUACCCUUUGAAACAUAUGAGAUUACAAAAAUGUUAGGGUUGAUGAGAUUGUUUCGAGUAGCUAAGUAUUUCAUGUACGAAAGACGUGAAAAUUACCAUACUACUAAUGAUAUAAUUAAAAAGAAGGAGAUUGUUGUAAACGAAGAUCUAUUCUAUAGAUCAGAUUAUAACAUAGAUCUAAGAAUCAGAAGAAUUGUAACCAUAUUUAUAGACAUGAUAAUCUUGACUCACAUUUUUGCAUGUUUAUGGUUUUGGAGUGCUAGAAUUGAUGAAUUUAACUAGAACACCUGGGCAGUAAGGGAGAAUGUUUAUGAUUAUAACAUAGGUAAAUAAUAUGUGACCUGUUUCUAUUGGGCAAUCUAAACAGUAACUGUAAUAGGAUAUGGAGACAUUGCAGCUCAAACUUCCUUUGAGUUCUUUCUUCAAAUAUUCUGGAUGCUCAUUGGAGUUGGUUUCUAUUCAUUUACUAUUGGUGAUAUCACUUGCAUCUUAGUGAAUGUUAAUCCACGUUAAGAGUAUGAAGAUUAAUUGAUAUUGCUGGAGGAAUUGGGAGAUCAAACAUUUAUGAUAGAGGAAAUACUCAAAGAAUUAAUAUCAUUUGCUAAAUUCAAUAUUUCUCACAAUCCCUUUUGGGCACGUAAUACUAUUGAAAUGGUCUAAGCAUUGCCUUGGAGUAUGAGAUAAUAUGUUAUUGCAUCGACUCAUAAGGACAUUCUUAAAAUUGUACCCUUCAUUGCCAAUGACAUUAAUUUCUCUGCCAUGGUUCUGCCUUAUUGUACUUUAGCCAAAUAUGAUGAAUAUGCUACAAUAUAUCAUAUAGGUCAAAGUUCCUCUGAUUUUUAUUAUCUUCUAAGUGGUGAUGUCAGACUAUCUGAUGCGACUGGAGAAAGUAUUAUCAGAGUCAUGGAGGGGACAGUCUUUGGAGAAGUAGAAUCAAUCGAAUAGACUUUAAGAAGAUGGCAUGCUCAUGCUGUUACUAAAAGUGUUGUUCUGAUGUGUCCAGGUAGGUUUUUUGAAUCCUUGAUUAAAUAAAACUCAACAUAGUUUUUCGAAUUAUUCUAAAUGUAUAAGAGAAGGAAAAUCCUUUUAUCUGAUUAUGCAGAGCAAAAAUAAAGAUAGGCUGUUAGACUGAAAAGAUCAACUGCCAUCAUUAUAGAAGGUAAGGUCGUUAAGACACAAGAGGUUAGAAGAUCAAGUGAAAAUAGAUAAUAAUUCAAAUCCAAAAUAGAUUGUCGAAAUUACAUCAGUGUUUAAUAGGAUUUGAUGUUAUCAGUUGUAGGUUAAAAGUAGGCUCGGAAAAAACUUCUUCGAGAGAAGUUUAGAUUGGCUGUGGAAAGAAUCAAAUAAAUGCUAGUUAGAACCAAGAAAAGAAGAAGUACCUUCACGAUUGAUUAAGAUUAUAAAAUCAUUAGAGAAUUGGUUGCCACCAGAAGUCAAUAGACAAUUUAAACUCAAAUGUUUGAAACUAAUAAUUAAUUAAAAAAGCUUAUGCAUAAAUUUGGUCAAGUGGUAGAAUAAGAGAAUUAAGUUUAAUCAUUUAUAAUAAAAAAAAAAUAAGAAUCUUAUGAAAAAAUAAAGAGAAAGAAACUUAAAGAUCUAGUUGCUAAAUGGAAUCACAAUAAACGUCGUAAAUCAAUAAAAAGGGAAAUUGAUCUAUACUAUUCAUCAUUUCAUACACAAAUUUAUCAAGAACUUCUACAAACUAGAAUUGAUCAAAAAUAAAAAAUUAAAUAAAAACAAGAGAAUAUUAGAAAAAAUUCAGUCUAAUAACUUAAGUUAUUAAAUUUGAAUGUGAAUUACUUAAUUUAGUAAGCAAUGAAAUUUUCAAUUCAUAAAUUUGAAAUUAUGAAAUUAGAAAGAGAAAUUGAUCUCAUUAUUGAUGAAUGCCAAUCUAUCGUGUAAUAAAUUAUUUGA
This is a messenger RNA of Paramecium tetraurelia, 2424 nucleotides long. RefSeq lists its product as uncharacterized. The record is from RefSeq and is a predicted model, not a curated record. Lineage: Eukaryota; Ciliophora; Oligohymenophorea; Peniculida; Parameciidae. The transcript is spliced from 4 exons.